This is a messenger RNA of Gasterosteus aculeatus aculeatus (three-spined stickleback), 2073 nucleotides long. It is a transcript of the gene nadkb, whose product is annotated as NAD kinase b. The record is from RefSeq and is a predicted model, not a curated record. Gene Ontology annotation, molecular function: NAD+ kinase activity. NCBI's taxonomy places the organism in Eukaryota, Metazoa, Chordata, Actinopteri, Perciformes, Gasterosteidae. Gene Ontology annotation, biological process: NADP+ biosynthetic process; NAD+ metabolic process.
AACGGACAUUAAACCAGUGGAAAUCUGUACUUUCGUCUGAGUCACAAGUUUUCCAUCUUUGGUUGGACCCGCUCUGUCUGUAAGAAGCAGGAAAGAAUGGAGAACUCUGUGGCGGAUCCACCGUCGCUGCCGGACAGAGUCGCGGGCCAAACCGCGGCGACCUCCGGUCAGCUGUCCGACUCUGCCAGGUCCUCCAGGCGACGGGGUCACCUGGACAAGUCUCCAAGGAGACGGCGGAAGGCAACGGGGUCGCGGCGACGGCGGGCCGGCGACGGGCAGCUGCUCUCGGAGAUUGAGCGCCGCAGGUUGCCUGGCCAACGUGAGCACUUGGAGGCCUCUGGCUCGGCGAGCGACACGGCGGAAAGCUCUCCUAAGAGGAGAGCCCACUUUCUACAUGGACCGUAUCCAGCCACUCACUUCGGACCCAAAGCCUGUAUUCUUCCCAACCCGACUUCAGUCAUGCACAUCCAGGACCCGGCCAGCCAGCGGCUCACCUGGAAUAAACCGCCCGCCAACGUGCUCGUCAUCCGGAAGAUCCGGGAUGAGAGCCUCGUCGAGCCUUUCAAAGAGCUCUGCAGGUUUCUAGUGGAGGAGAAGCAGAUGAUGGUGUACGUGGAGCGCAGGGUCGCAGACGAUGCUACGCUGUCAAAGGACGAGGCCUUUGGCUCCAUCCGCAACCAGCUCUGCACCUUCAGGGAAGGUUUUGAUGAUAUCUCUGAGUGCAUAGACCUGAUCAUCUGUCUGGGUGGAGAUGGGACUCUGCUCUACGCCUCCUCUCUCUUCCAGGGCAGCGUCCCCCCGGUCAUGGCGUUUCACCUCGGAUCGCUGGGUUUCUUGACGCCCUUCAAAUUUGAGUCCUACAAAACCGAAGUGGCCAAAGUGUUUGAAGGCAACGCCGCCAUCACUCUGCGCAGUCGUCUCAAAGUGAAGGUGGUGAAGGACAUGCUUCAGAGGACAGGCCAGCAGCAGCAAGAACACAAUGGACUGCUUCCUCAUGGACACGCCAACAACGAGGCGGGAAAGGUCACCCUGCAGCUACAGGUGUUGAAUGAGGUGGUGGUGGAUCGAGGCCCGUCCUCCUACCUGUCCAAUGUGGACUUGUACCUCGACGGGCGGCUCAUCACCUCCGUGCAGGGAGACGGUGUGAUUGUGUCCACGCCUACAGGCAGCACGGCGUAUGCAGCCGCAGCAGGAGCCUCCAUGAUCCACCCCAACGUACCCGCCAUCAUGGUCACCCCCAUCUGCCCACACUCGCUCUCCUUCAGGCCCAUCGUUGUGCCGGCUGGGGUGGAGCUCAUGAUCACCUUGUCCCCCGAUGCCAGAAACACCGCCUGGGUGUCGUUCGACGGCAGGAAGAGACAGGAGAUCCAGCACGGAGACUGCAUCAAAAUUACAACGUCUUGUUACCCGGUGCCCUCCAUCUGCUGCCAUGACCUCGUGUACGACUGGUUCGAAAGCCUGGCUCAGUGUUUGCACUGGAACGUACGCAAGAGGCAGGAGCGACUGGCAGACGUCUCCGACUCCUCAGACACCGAAAACUGAUCCGGCAGGUGCUUUUUCUGCAGCUUUCUGGCAGCGUUGAAGACUUUUUGAAGACUGCAUGUAUUGAGCAUAUAGUGAUUAGAUCUCACACAUGUGAGAAAGUGUGUUAUGACAUGCGCUUAGUACUCAGUAUUAUACAGGGGGGGGGAGCAUGAUGCCCCAAAAUGGAAGGAAGAUAAAUUGCAUGAAUGUGUGUAACAUGUCGGCGUUAGUCAAAGUCUAUGGGAUUAUAGUUGGAAAAGAACCUAAAUGUAUAUUUGUAUAUACAUAAAUAUUUAAUGUCCUAUUUCUAUUUAUUUAGACAAACGAGUCAGCCAAAGGAUACGGUUGAUUGUUCUGUAAAGAUGCAGCAGUCUCUCCUGUGUGUACGUCCCAAAAGAGAGAACAUAUUAAUUGCUUUCUUCCUUAACUCAUUAUACAUGAUGUAGAACAAAACUAAAUAGAACAAGUUGGAGAAACAUCCAACGGUCUAGUUAUUAAACUGCCAAUGUGAUGGGAGGUAUUGCAAAAUAAAGUUUGAAUAUUCAUUUU